AUGACAGGCGACGUCCCUGAUUUAACAAAACAGCCCGGAAAACUAAUCAUCCUUCAAGAAAAAGCCAACAGACCAGCUAGUUGUACCGUGCUGGCCACUGGCUUUUUCGAGAUGAGCCAAAAGGCACUUCACGGCACCGCGUACGUUGAUGAUCUUAGCAAUAUCUUCUACCUCGGCGAUGGAUCAGGAGACAACCCAAUGUUCUCUUACGUACUUCCGCUGAUAGAUAGUGUGCCCCCCAUACGGUUCGCGCUCGCCGCAUCAGCGUCAUGUCACAUGGCAGCCAGAAACUCAGAUGAGGCGCUGGAGCGAAAGAGCUUGUAUCUGCGUGUCCGUGCAACGAAUUUCCUUAGGGAGCGGCUGAAAGACUUAAGCAUAGCAACGGACCAAGCCACGUUAGCCAGCAUACUUAUGCUAGCUCAGGUUGAUAUGUGCUCGGGGGACUGCAUCGAGUUCGAGACGCAUCUCAAGGCGGCGGUUGCUAUUCUACGUGGCCGGCAGAAUGAAGAGAGCGUGAACAGAUAUUAUUUCGAACAGCGGCUUGUAUGGCUUGACAUCAUCAGUUCAACAUCUUCCUCACGAGCUCCGAACUUUACGGCCCAAGAAAUCAACAUGGCUCUCCAUCGCCACUCGAACGCGGACGGCAGAGAAUGGGGCUAUGACGUCUUUCCAUGUCCAAUCGACCUCUUUGAGAUGCUUGUGGAUGUCACCAUGUUAUACACAUCACAUCCCAAUAGAGAUAAUCCGACGGAGAAGGAUCUGAAACAUCUUGAUUACAUGAUGGAUCGUCUCAGAAAAUGGGAAUCCCGCCAAAUCUUAUCUGGAUCUCGGAAGCACAUGGUCGAAGCUUGGCGAUUUGGCAUCAUGGCGUAUCUGGCACAACUCUUCCCGGCUUCUUUAAACAUAGUGCAAAGAUCACAUUUGACGAGCCAGGUCCUCCAUCACGCAAAACUCAUACCGCCGGUCAGCUCAUGGAGUUACUCCUUGUUAUGGCCUAUUUUCCAAGUUGGGGUUGCUCUUCAGAGUGGAGAAUCGCAGGAGAAGGAUUGGAUAAGGUUGAGAUUAAAACUGGCGUAUGAAGCCGUUGGAUGCCGCCAUUUCAGGAACGCAGUCGGUACUCUUGAGCAUGUUUGGGAUAACCGUACCCAGGGUGAUCUCGUGCCAGAUGGAACGUACGGGCGUACCAUAAUGCUAGGCUAA
Molecule: messenger RNA, 1200 nt
Organism: Clonostachys solani
Lineage: Eukaryota; Fungi; Ascomycota; Sordariomycetes; Hypocreales; Bionectriaceae
Source: the annotation of a GenBank genome assembly